Messenger RNA from Tripterygium wilfordii, 1358 nucleotides. RefSeq names its product tryptophan aminotransferase-related protein 4-like. Gene Ontology annotation, biological process: amino acid metabolic process. Gene Ontology annotation, molecular function: carbon-sulfur lyase activity; transaminase activity. The record is from RefSeq and is a predicted model, not a curated record. NCBI's taxonomy places the organism in Eukaryota, Viridiplantae, Streptophyta, Magnoliopsida, Celastrales, Celastraceae. The transcript has 3 exons. The coding region runs from base 30 to 1346 and encodes 438 amino acids.
CGAUUUGACCCCGUAGUUUGGUUAACAGGAUGUUAGAAGGCACAGUAAAUUACGAAAGGCAGAAGAAUAGUAUGCUCUGUGACAAAAAUAGACUAGAUGUUCCAUCAACGGCCAUUAUUGUUAAAACAAAAGGAAAGAGAAGAAACUUGAAAAGAAGGGCAAAAAUGGCUAAGAAUUUAAGCUCCAAGUAUAUGUUGUGCUUGGUGACUUCCAUAAUUCUAAAUAUUUUACUAAUUAUUUAUCUCUAUGUGGGUGGUGGUAAUUGGCAUCUGACAUGGACCAAAGGAGCUGGAAAUGAAGCAGAGGCUGUGGCAGCUGUGUACUGCUCAGGUCAUGGAAGAGCCUACUUGGAUGGCUUUGUUCUUGAUGGAAAUCUCCCUGUUUGUGAGUGCAACUCAUGCUAUGGAGGCCCUGAUUGCUCUCACUUCAACACUAGUUAUAUUGCAGAUGCUGAUGGUGGGGAUCCAUAUUUUUUGGAGCCCUUUUGGCUGCAGAAUGCAGCCAGUAGUGCACUUGUAGUCGCCGGAUGGCACCGGAUGGGAUACACAUACCAUGAUCAAUCCUUCAUCUCAGCCGAGCUCGAGAGGCACAUUCGUAAACUACAUGCCAUUGUUGGAAAUGCAGUCACUGAUGGAAGACACAUUCUUUUUGGUGCUGGAUCCGCCCAACUCCUUGUCGCUGCAGUCUACGCCUUGUCCCCUCUUAAUUCCUCUUCACCUACAAGGGUUGUAGUCUCAAUCCCUUACUUCGAGCUUUACAAGCAACAAACAGAAGUUUUCAACUCCGUCGAAUUCAAGUUUGAAGGAGAUACAUCAUUAUGGAUGAACAAUUCAGAUUCUAAUGUGAAUUUCAUUGAGUUUGUAACUUCACCCAAUAAUCCUGAUGGACAAUUGAAUAAGGCACUCCUUCAUAGCUCAUACGCCAAGGCAAUCCAUGAUCGCGCUUACUAUUGGCCUCAUUUUACAGGAAUUCCAGCUCCAGCAGAUGAUGAUCUCAUGAUAUUUACCAUUUCCAAGCUCACCGGUCAUGCCAGCUCUAGAUUUGGAUUGCUAGACACCCUAAACUCUUUCAAUGUAGAAAGUUUUGACAAAGGUUUGCUAUUUGCGCUGAAACAGAUGAGCAGUCGUUGGGAAAGACUAAGCAAGGCAGUAUCAAUGUCAAAACGUUUCUCUCUUCAAGAAAUCCCACCUGAAAACUGCACCUACUUCCACAAAAUCAGAGAAGCUUCACCAGGUAAUUCUGCGGCAUAUGCUAGUUUUUCUGUUGGAACGGACAGAGAUAAUGUUUGUCUGUAUGUAUGUAUGUAUGUAUGGACAUUUACUUGUAACAUAAGUAAGGGAGAUUAAUGCUCAUUUAUU